Messenger RNA from Puntigrus tetrazona (Sumatra barb), 1597 nucleotides. RefSeq names its product thrombopoietin (gene thpo). Gene Ontology annotation, molecular function: cytokine activity; hormone activity. NCBI's taxonomy places the organism in Eukaryota, Metazoa, Chordata, Actinopteri, Cypriniformes, Cyprinidae. The transcript is spliced from 5 exons. Gene Ontology annotation, biological process: cell population proliferation. Gene Ontology annotation, cellular component: extracellular region. The record is from RefSeq and is a predicted model, not a curated record. Bases 246 to 815 code for a protein of 189 amino acids.
ACUCACUGCAGGGACGCCGGGGCAUGUUCAGAGACGAGAGAUAACAAACGUCCCAGGCGGGAAAGGAAGAUUCAGAAGUCAAAAAAGUGUGGGGGCGAUGCGCAUGAUGAAUGUAGUCAAUGUAGUGGAGGAGCGCGCAUCUCGGUGGGCGUUUUCGCGUUACUUCUUCCAAAAAGACGCUCUCCAAUGGAAAGCAACGCAAACGGAGAUCUCAUGUUCUAACGGGGCAUGGAUUUAAGUACGCAAUGCAUUACAAACUCACAGUUUUUCUUUGGAAUGGUUGUCUUAUAGGAGUGCUGGUAGUAGUGUUCAGCAUGGUUGCCUCUGAACUGUCUCACGUUCACACUAGACCGAUUGACUUUGUGUGUGACAGCGAGGCCAGAAGAAUGAUGAACAAGGUGAAGGACUUACAAGUGGAAAAGGUAGUCUGCGGUGCUGUAGACGCUCUGCCGUCUGAUAUUAAAUUACCGUGCAUCAGAAUUCACAAAGCAACCUGGGAGAGAAAAUCAGUGCACGAGCAGAGGGCUGAGAUCCUGCUGUCGUUGGGGACUCUAGCGCAGGAUGUGCGGUCUGCCAGGACGCUCAGCCAACCUGGCUGCGGACUCACUCUGCUGAAGCGCUUGGAACACAGUAUCAACAACUACUUGCAUGUAGUAAGGCUACUCCACAUUGAGCAGGGGGAGCAGGUAGGGCCCCAGGCCGAGCUAUGUCUGGGUCAGCCCUCUAAGGAUUUAGGUUUGGUGUUGAAGCACUUUGGGCUUCUGCUAACUGGCAAGCUGGAGUGGCUCAUUGCAGAGAUGGCAAAGGGGUGCUAGACCGAAAGACUGACUUCUAAUCUUUUUCUUCAACCUUGUGUAACGCGACCAGACAGGCCCAAUCAGUUUUAACGACGGUCCAACUUGGAGACAAUGGAGGGCCAUGCACUUUGUCGGAGAUCGGAGACUGCAAAGGAGAAAAAAUUAAAAUAAACGACAACACUGUGCCAUCUGCUGGAUCUAAGCUGAAGCGACUCACCUGUUGAGACGCACCCAUUGAACUUUUGAAACAGACAAACUGUUCUGAACUGAAUACAGUUUCUGGUGUGUGCUACAUGUUUUUAUAUACAUAUAUAUAUAUCACAGAUUGUAUUUAUUUAUUUUAUAGCUUGCAUGAAGGUUGAAUUGACUCCACGUGGUGUGAUAGCACAUGGAAGGUAACUGCGACUGAACGUGUGACAAUGCGGAGGUAGUGCAGUGCACACACAGGAAAGGUCAAUUUAUCUAUACACUCCAAGAUAUAAUAUUUGUGCAUUUAAUAUAUUUUGUGUAAAAAUAGCACUUACAAUAUUUUUUAAGAAAAAAAACCUUGUCGUUAAUUCUACAUUUGGUCUUCCUCUCUGUAAAAUGUAUCAGUUGUACUUUUUUAUGUGCAUACCUAAAUAUUUAAAUAUAUUUUCAUUUCAUUUGUUGUGCGGGUAGUGUCUAAACAGACUGCGGUGGAUUUGGUCAGAAGUAGAAAGUAAGCAGGGUCGCAUUGAGCUGAUCGAAAGUGACAGCUGAGACGUUUGUAAUAUUACAAAAGAUAUCUAUAUGUUUCGAAUAAAUGCUGUUCUUUUGCA